UUUGCAUAACAUUAACAAAAUGUAUUUACUGAAAAUAAUCUAUUGUCUCUAUGAUAACUGCAUUUAAAACAAAACAGUUCUAACAAUGGGCAGUCAUUCACCUAGCAACCAUUGUUCGGCAGUAAAGCCUGUGUCACAGACCACCCGCAGUAUGUCCCUGUUUGUGCCAGUCUGGUUUUGUCUGUGGGAGGAGCCAAGAGAGCAGACUGCCUGUCAACACUACACUGUCUGAAAGGUGAGCUGAAGGGGAAGGACUGUUACUGCAUCAUGUACUCUUCAUUUACCUGACAGGAAGACAAUAAGACAAGUAGUUCAUGUGCAUUCAGCAUUUAAAGGUAAGACAAAUUUUUUUUCCAACAUUGUAAAUUCCCAUAAUUAUUCCAAUUUAAAGCCUCUGAAAUAACAUUUAAACCAUCUUCAGGCUCAGGCUGAUACUUUUUUUUUUUUUUUCAUUCAUUCUGAAACUAGCACUUUAAUACACAUCAUUUCUUGCAUUACCUGCAUUUGGACAAUUUAUUGCAAACUUCUCCAGGAGAAAUCAGUGGUUUGUAUCAUUAUUUUCUGCAGCAGCAAAUUAGCUGGUCCUUGUUCUUGCCAAUCUGAUAGAUGGAAACAAGCCAACACCAACAUAUACUGUACCACAAAUAUAACAGGAAAAAAAAGAGCAAGACCCAGUAAAAGCUCAUUACAUCAGCUUUGUCCUGCUAAUUCUCCUUGUCUAUUACAGACUACAUCCUGUGUUUCCAGGAAGGGUAAAAUCCGUCCAAAGUGAUUUAAAUUACAAAGAAGCACAGGGAUUAUUUCACCUGCAAUGAUAAUCCCAUCUAAAUGGAGCUUAAGUGCCCCAACUGCCAGAUAAAGACAGAAUGCUCUGACAUUAAUUAUCCACAUUUCUCUUCUGUAUAUCUGCUGAAUCUUUAGUUUAGCCUAGAAUGCUGCAUGGCUGCGUCCCUGGUGUUCAGACUACAUGACAGAGGUCCAGAGGUGGUGAGGGAGGUUCUCCUGGAGCGAGGCUGGGAGGAAUUUGAUGAAGAAGAACGAGAGGAGGGGGACUGGAACCUCUACUGGCGCAGCUCUGCAUUUCGCAACUCAGAAUAUCACAGCCUGUUGCCAUGGCAGCGCCUCAACCACCAUCCCAAAACUCUUGGCAUCACACGCAAGGACUGCUUGGAACGCAACCUGAGGAGGAUGAGAUCCACGUUUGGUUCAUCUCUGUAUGACUUCAGUCCAACUGUCUUCAUCCUCCCCAACGACUACACUCGCUUCCUGGCUGAAUACAACCGACUGCGUCAGACCAGAGGACCGUCGCUGUACUGGAUAUGUAAACCUGUGGAUCUCUCCAGAGGCAGAGGGAUCUUCAUCUUUGAGGCUAUGAAGGACUUGGUCUACGACUGCUCUGUGAUUGUACAGAGGUACAUCAGCAACCCUCUGCUGAUCUCCGGCUACAAGUUUGACCUGAGGAUCUAUGUGUGCGUUAAGAGCUUCCAUCCACUGACUGUUUACAUUCAUCAGGAAGGACUGGUGCGUUUCGCCACCGAGAAGUACAACCUGUCAUCUCUGCAAAACCUGUUCGCUCACCUCACCAACACCAGCAUCAAUAAGUUCGGUCCUUUCUACAAAACCGAAAAAGGGAGAGUGGGCCAAGGAUGCAAGUGGACUAUGAGCAAGUUCAGGCAUUUCCUCCAAAGCCAAGACAUCAACGAGCGUCUUCUGUGGCAGAAAAUCAACAACAUCGUCACUCUGACCCUCCUCACCAUCGCUCCCUCCGUCCCCUCCUGUCCGAACUGCGUGGAGCUGUUUGGCUUCGAUAUCCUUAUUGACAUCAAGUUUAAACCCUGGCUGCUGGAGGUCAACUACAGUCCCGCGUUGACUCUGGACUGUCAAGCCGAUAUCACAGUGAAGAAAGGACUGAUCAGCGAUCUGAUUGAUUUGAUGAACUACACAUCGAUUGACAGCUUAAGAGAGAAAGCUUAUCAGAAACAUAAGUACAAGCAGCCUUGUUUCCAUGCCAACCUUCCCUCACACGUUCCUGUGCUGUCCAAGUUUAAAGAAACCAAAUUUCAGAUUAAAACAAGUGGCAUCCAGUCCUCACAAACUCAGGCCCUCCCUCUGCUGAAAACUCUUCCCCAGUCUGAACAGAUGAAACAAAGACAAUCCAGACAGCAUGCUUUUGUCGCAGACAUCCGAAGACACCUUCCCCCUGUUGACUUAAACAAGUUAUUUGCAGCCAGGGGCAGAAAGACUAACACCACAGUUACCAAAACCCAUACCGACAAGACCCUGAACCUGAUACUUGCCCCACAUUCAAGGACAAACACAUCAGUGGUAAACAGACCGACGUGUCCGGCCCUUGCACCGCGGCUGACGGACAACAGAAGUCUUCACGUGUCUGAGGUUACAAACCACGACCACACUGAAACAGAAGCUGAGCCGGAGCCCUCAGGAGAGACACACGUUUCCUCUAAGGUACCUGACAUCCGACAGAGCGGGCUGGGAUCCAGACGUUCUGCUGCGUCCUGGAAGCUCCCCAACAUUUACAGUGGGAGCCACAAGCCAGUAAGGACUCCUUUACAGGGAACCACAGCACUGAACGGACAACAUAUUCCUCCGCUCAGAGUCGGAGACUUCAUACGGACCUUCCCCUUCAACACGGCCACUCUGAAGGCCUCGCGGCAGGAACUGGAUAUCAAGAGCAUCAUACAGGAGCUUCAUAAGCUGACGGGUCAGCUGGCUUCAGGCCAAGACAAGACAAAGUGGAGGAGGGAAGAGGACGAGCUGAAGGAAGAUACAGAGGGCGAAGAAGAUUUUGAUUCACUGUUCUGGGGGCCGGAGGACCCUCCGCUGCUCAGUCGAUGCUUCAAACCACGUGCAGAAUACAACAGUUUGAAAACUACACCUCAAGUCUGAUUGGAAAGCACAGAUAAAAGAAAUGUAUCUGAAACAGGAAAAUCAUGGCGAUAGUCCCGUUUCUUCUUUUCUUUUUUCUUCCUGGAUUACUGCUAAGCUUUGAUUUGUUUAUCCUCUGAUAAACUUAGAAAGUGGAAAUGUACAACACAUCACUUCUGCAUGUCAAAGGAUUUUCCCAA
This is a messenger RNA of Seriola aureovittata, 3086 nucleotides long. It is a transcript of the gene ttll2, whose product is annotated as tubulin tyrosine ligase-like family, member 2. Gene Ontology annotation, cellular component: cilium. Bases 940 to 2907 code for a protein of 655 amino acids. Gene Ontology annotation, biological process: protein polyglutamylation; microtubule cytoskeleton organization. The transcript has 3 exons. NCBI's taxonomy places the organism in Eukaryota, Metazoa, Chordata, Actinopteri, Carangiformes, Carangidae. The record is from RefSeq and is a predicted model, not a curated record. Gene Ontology annotation, molecular function: tubulin binding; tubulin-glutamic acid ligase activity.